AUUUGCAUGUCUUGCCCCCGUGUAUUGGUAUGCGUAUCAAAAGCAUCCGCAGCUGUGUCAACCAGAUCACAAGCUUUUCGGAACAUCUGUAUAUAUGCACAUUGAUUGUAAAGGGAACGGGAGUACGACCGUGUCUGAGACUCAUCGACUACCGGGGCCAGAGCUGCGUUCAACGGGGCAAGUCUUCACCAAUAACUGCCUCUAUCAUCGUAAAAGAUCAACUCCCUCAUCAGGAGAAGUCCUCGCACUUUCAGGGAAGAGACUUAAGGGAGACUCCCACCUGUCCUAAAGAGAUAUUCAAGACAACAUCCCUCGACGGAUCAGAGCGUCGAAGGCCUGGUACUCUCUGCGGGGUCACAAGAGCACAUCGCCCCGAUCGAGUUCCAGUAAUUAGGGGACGAGGUUGUUUUUGCCAGGGGAAGAUGACGACCACGAUAGCCACGAUUUUCCCUUUGAGUACACUAGGCACCAAUAAUGAUUCAGUCGGGAACGAAACCUUUUACCAGCAACCGGCUGAUCUUAAACCACCACAUCAUGCGUUGCUUAUGCCAAUACUUUUUGGCAUUCUGAUGGUAGUCGGCAUCGUUGGUAACACCUUAGUGAUCUUCGUCAUCUUAAAGAUGCGACAAUUCAAGACGGUCACUAACUACUACGUCGUCAACCUCGCCGUUGCCGACAUUCUGUUUCUCUGUAUCUGUGCGCCCUCAACGGCUGCUCAAUACGGAUCGCCUUCGUUUCUCGGUGGUCGAUUCAUGUGUAAAAUGGUCUACUACAUGCAGUCGGUCUCAGCUCAGGUGACCUGUCUAUUCCUAGUAGCGAUGAGUAUUGACCGAUUCCAAGCCAUAGUCAGACCACUCAAGUCAUUAAAGACCCGCACCCUCCACAAUGCAGCCACAAUUAGCAUCGUCAUAUGGCUUUUUGCAGUCACAGUCUACAUACCCUUGUUGGUCUUCUUUGACACAGUGGAUAUUCCAUACAACGGCGGAAUAAUACUGCUCUGUAAAGAGUUCUGGUCUAAGACAUGGAGUGAGCUGUUCUCCAUUUGGAUCUUCCUCUUUACCUACACACUCCCCCUUGUUGUCAUCUCCAUCUGCUAUAGUAUGAUGAUACUGAACUUAUGGCAGCGCGUCGUGCCGACAGACGCCCUCAGCGGCCCCGCAAACGACAGGAACCUCAGACAGAAACGCAAGAUAACAUGGAUGGUUCUGACAGUCGUGAUUGUGUUUGCCGUGUGCUGGCUUCCUGUACAUGUUAUACAGAUCUGGAUGGAAUUUGAUGUGAAUUUUCCGUACACCAUGGCAACGCUGGAUUUCAAAGCGGCUGGGCAUGCCCUUAUCUACAUUAACUCCUGCGCUAACCCCUUCAUAUACACCUUCCUUGGGGAGAACUUCCAGAAGAACUUUAAGAAAACUUUCCACUGCUGCUUUAAGAAGGUACGGCCGACACGAGAGGGCGCUGGUCAUGUAGCCAACACCGGCACGCAGCAGGGAUCGUCCAGUGAACAGGCAGGGACGAGACGAAAGACAGGAGGCGGACGUACUCAAAUGAGCACAUUGACGUCAUCGAAUGUUGAAGCUAAAGGAAUAGAGCAGAUCGAUAAUAACCACUGCUGAGAGACCAAAUCUUAUCAAUACACCCAAACAACUGUCUCACCAUUUUGUAUUACCAUUACACAUGGGAGACAAGGUCCCACCCAACCACACGAGGUCCGACUUAAGGGUACCAUGGAGGUAGAAAUGGAGGUCUAUUUCUACCUCCAGGGUGGGACGACGUUUUUGAAUAAUGAGACCUACUCCUUUAACACAGCACCAUGUGAUGGUCUACAAGGUGUUACGGCGCAAUAUGCUGCCAAUCAAGUACACUGGGUUAACUUACAUGCGUUACACAACACACGGGACCAACGG
Molecule: messenger RNA, 1904 nt
Organism: Asterias rubens (European starfish)
Lineage: Eukaryota; Metazoa; Echinodermata; Asteroidea; Forcipulatida; Asteriidae
Product: G-protein coupled receptor 54-like
Exons: 6
Coding region: 30-1613 (527 amino acids)
Biological process (GO): G protein-coupled receptor signaling pathway
Cellular component (GO): membrane
Molecular function (GO): neuropeptide Y receptor activity
Source: RefSeq, a predicted model, not a curated record